Vespa velutina is the source of this 2232-nucleotide messenger RNA. RefSeq lists its product as uncharacterized. The record is from RefSeq and is a predicted model, not a curated record. Lineage: Eukaryota; Metazoa; Arthropoda; Insecta; Hymenoptera; Vespidae. The transcript has 5 exons. The coding region runs from base 421 to 2007 and encodes 528 amino acids.
GGCUUCUACCACGUCAAUCAAAACGAUACUUAACCUCAAAAAACAUGGAGGAAACAAAGUUUUCCCAUUUAAUAUUUUAUAAAUAUCUUGUAUUUACGAUCUAUUAAGUGAAAUUCAAACAUAAUGAUAAUAUCUUUUUGAAUAUCGUUUUAAAAGUUAUAAUUACGUUAAUUACAAUCGACUAUUCUAACAUUCUUUUGCAAUUUACGAUAAGAAAAUGUCGGACUUAGAAAUUUUUUUAUGAUAUAAACAUAAACUAAAAAUUAUAUUUAAUAUAAUUUUAUGUUUUAUAUAGGAAUGUAGGUGUGGAAAGAUGAUGGUAAUGGAUCAGAUAUUACCAGUUGAUCAAUAAAAUACUGGUUUAUGAAGAAAUAAUAGGAAUCAUGUUCUUUAUCACUUAGAUUAUUAAUUGGGAUUUUUAUGAUGGAUGCAAGUUCUGUGGAGGAUAAUGAUGUAUCUUUUCGUUUGGGGGAGAUGUUUGACAGUUACGAAGAAUUGGAACAUAAAUUGGAGAAAUUUUCAAAACGUAGUCUUGUGCAUUAUUGGAGAAGAGACAGUAGAACUGUUAGCGGUGCUCAUAUGAAAACUGCAAGGCCGAUUAGCGAACGUUUGAAAUAUUAUUCAGUUAAAUACGCGUGCAUCUAUGGUGGUCAGAAGUUUCUUCCACGCGGUGCUGGCAGGAGACAAUCUCAAUCAAUUAGAACCAAUUGUCCAGCGCACAUUAUGCUUAGAGCAUCAAAAGAUGGGACAAAAUUGGAAGUAACUAGUGUUAACAACGAACAUAAUCACGAAAUUUCUGAGGAAUUAUUUAAGAAUUUACCACAAGAGAGAAAACUUUGCGGUGAAAUCAAACAAGAAGUACAAGAUCUCAUGCAACUUCAUAUAGAUCGUAAAAGAUUGAAGGAGUAUGUACGUUUACGUACAAAUAAAAUAUUACGUUCAAAAGAUUUAUUUAAUAUAGCAGCGGCUAAUAAGCAAAAAAAAGACAUUACACCUGAAAGAGCAUAUCAAUUAUUUAAAAAGAUACAUGACAUUGAAAAAAUGCAAGGUGUGGAUGGCGAAAGAAAAUUAUAUUCAGAGUCAGAGGAUGAGAUUGCACAAACGAUAAAAAGAAUGAAAAAGGAACAGGAAUCACCUUGGGGUCAGGAUGGUCUAUCACCUGAAUUAGAAGUGAGUGAAGGAAAUGAUGGUGACGAUUCUUAUGGAGGUCAAUUGACUCAAGAAGAAGUAGUAGAUGAAAUAGAUACUACUGAAAGUAAAUUAUUAAGAACAAAUAAUGAGGGAGAUAUAAUAACAACAAAUGGAGAAAUAGUUGGAGAAUUAGUAAUGGAAGAUGGAGAUCCAUCGGUAAUAGUUGAAUCUAUUGUUAACGCGGAUGGUUCCGUUUUUGUUGAUGAACGAGAUUUUAAUACAUAUUGCAGUAAUCAUUUAUCUCAUACGGUCGAUGAUAGUCGAUCACCUAAUUCUCAAGUUUUAGAUAUAGAUGCUAUAACAUCUUCAACAAAUAUAGAGAAGAUGACAAAAGAUCCUACAUCUCCUAGUCAUAAAAUACAAAAUAGAUCCUUAACACCGCAACCACAGCAAACACCGAAAUCACCAAAUGAUUUUCACGAAACUGCGGAUUCAAGGAUUUGGAUUAUGAAGGAGGCAACGUCUAUGGAAGCAGAAGUAGAUAGCAGUCCUGAAAGUGAAACAAAUGGAUCAAAAUGUGCUGCUAUUAUAAAAGGAGAUAUCGAUACCUCCGAUGUUGUAUUAACGGAUGAGGCUAGUCAUCAAUUAUUACAAGAACAAUUAGCUGUACUUCGUGCGGAAAGAGGAAAGUUACAUCAUGAGACUGAAAUGUUAAAACUUAAGAAAGACAAAUUAAAAUUACAAAUUAAUUGUUAUACUAAUGAGCUAAAAAAGCAGGAGAUGGAGAAGGAGAAAUUGAGAUUGGAAAUUAAAUUACUUCAAUCUAAAGUAAUGGAAGAUAGUAAUGACGUGUCUCAUUAUAUUUUUGUGCCUUGACCGUUAAGAAAUAGGUUUAAUUACUGAUAGGAUAAAUAAAGGGAUAUUAGGGCGCACAAGUUAUUAUAAUAAGAAAGAUUACAUCUUAUUUAAUAUUGAGGAUUACAUAAAAAGUGGUUGUUAUAAUUUUACAGUAGGUAAAAUUAAAUGAUAAAAAUUGUUUUAUCUAUGCGUUAGAUACUAUUAUUAUAAUAUAAUUUUAUUAUUUUUUAUGAGCCACAAAGA